This is a messenger RNA of Paracoccidioides lutzii Pb01, 549 nucleotides long. RefSeq lists its product as hypothetical. Gene Ontology annotation, molecular function: fatty acyl-CoA hydrolase activity. The record is from RefSeq and is a predicted model, not a curated record. Bases 1 to 549 code for a protein of 182 amino acids. The transcript has 7 exons.
AUGACCAACGACGAUGGUGCGAGACGGAGGGCGGCGAGGGAGGCUGUGGAAGGGUUUUGUGAAGUGUACAAGGGGAUUAUGAAGGAGAAGAAUUUCAAAGGCUAUGAUAGACAACUCAUGCAAGACUUGCGCCUGAUCGAUGCCAGUCCGUCCGGGGGAGCAGUCUGGGAACUUACUAUCACAGAAUUCUGGGCGAAUUUGAACGGUGUGAUGCAUGGCGGUGCUUAUGGGGUCAUAUUUGAUAUGUGCACUGCCAUUUCCAUGAAUCCUAUCGCGAGGGAGGGAUACUGGGAGUUCCUAGCUGGCGUUACCCGAUCACUGAAUAUCUCUUAUCUGAAAGCUGUGCCCAUAGGCACAACGAUACGCAUCAGAGCCAACGUUGUCCAGCACGGGCGAACCAUGGCUCUUAUAAGCGCAGUGAUGGAGUCGCCGGAUGGAAAGGUGGUGUAUGCCACAGCGGAGCACCACAAGGUGCAUGUACCGGUGCAGCCGGAGUAUGCGCAGAGGAUGAAGAAGUGGCGGCAGCGGCGAGAGCUUGCUAAACUGUGA